Pistacia vera is the source of this 1630-nucleotide messenger RNA. RefSeq names its product poly(A) polymerase I-like. Bases 53 to 1630 code for a protein of 525 amino acids. The transcript has 14 exons. NCBI's taxonomy places the organism in Eukaryota, Viridiplantae, Streptophyta, Magnoliopsida, Sapindales, Anacardiaceae. Gene Ontology annotation, biological process: RNA processing. Gene Ontology annotation, molecular function: RNA binding; nucleotidyltransferase activity. The record is from RefSeq and is a predicted model, not a curated record.
CAUAUUUCUUAAACCCUAAUUGGCCUUUGCUAGGGUUUAAGCUUAUUUUCACAUGGCGUUUUCCGGCUUAGCUUUCGCUUGCAAACCUCACUUCUCUCUUCGACCUUCUCUCUUUAACUGCAUUCGCAAGGUCAGCUUCAGCACGGUCGCUGCAAUUGAGAUUCUUGAUGAUGCGGAAUCGCUAAUCAAUCACAAUUCUAAUCCUCUUCAUGGGAAAGUGUGUGAAUUGAAUAAAAAGAAACCGGAGUGGAAGAAGUUGAAAGCAGAAGACCUUGGAAUUAGUACUUCAAUGAUCAAUAAACCAACUAAGAAGGUUCUUAAUGGGCUCAAGAAAAAAGGAUAUGAGGUUUACCUUGUCGGAGGUUGUGUACGAGAUCUUAUCUUGAAGCGAAUACCGAAGGAUUUUGACAUAAUAACUUCAGCUGAACUUAAAGAGGUGAUGAGGGCAUUUUCACGGUGUGCGAUAGUUGGUAAAAGGUUUCCUAUUUGUCAUGUCCACCUUGGGGAUAUUAUUGUGGAGGUUUCAAGUUUUAGCACAAGUGGACGGAAAUUCGGUAGGGACUUCAGUUAUGAAUUUGAGAGACCUAGUGGCUGUGAUGAGAAGGAUUAUAUUCGGUGGAGGAAUUGUAUGCAGCGGGACUUUACAAUUAACGGCUUGAUGUUUGAUCCAUAUGCAAAAAUGGUGUAUGACUACAUCGGAGGAAUUGAAGACAUAAGAAAAGCUAAAGUACGAACUGUUAUUUCUGCAAAUACUUCUUUUCAGGAUGAUUGUGCACGCAUUUUGCGGGCAUUAAGAAUCGGCGCCCGUUUAGGAUUUCGCUUUUCAAAGGAAACUUCUCAUUUUAUCAAACAUCUAUCCUCAUCAAUUUUAAAGCUUGAUAGGGGAAGGCUUCUGAUGGAAAUGAACUACAUGCUAGCAUAUGGUUCUGCUGAAGCUUCUUUGAGGUUAUUAUGGAAAUUUGGACUUCUGGAAAUACUUCUACCCCUUCAGGCAUCAUAUUUUGUCCAGCAUGGUUUUCGGAGACGUGACAAGAGAUCUAAUAUGCUUCUGUCACUGUUCUCUAACUUGGAUAAGCUUCUGGCACCUGACAGGCCAUGCCACAGUAGCUUAUGGGUUGCAAUCUUGGCGUUCCAUAAAGCAUUGUCGGACCGACCUAGGGAUCCUUUAGUGGUUGCUGUGUUUAGCCUUGCUGUCUACAAUGGUGGAAAUAUGUUGGAAGCAGUAAAGAUUGCGAGGAAGAUCACCAAACCACAUGAUGAUACCUUCCACGAAUUAUUAGAUCCUCAUGUUCUGGACUUCGAGACAGUGAAAUUUGAAGCUGUGGAUCUUGCAACAUCAAUUAAAGCUGCGUUGAUCAAGAUGACUGAUGAGUAUGUUGUAUCUCAAGCAAUGGCAGGAUACCCUCAAGCUCCUUUUUCUGACCUGGUUUUUAUACCAUUAGGAUUGUAUUUGAGAGCAUGCAAGAUUUUUGAGUGUGUGAGAGGAGGCGCACAAAAGGAAUUUGUGUCAAAGCAGGGUAGUAAGAUUGAUUACGAGUCCUUAGCUUUGGGAAGCCUGACCGAGGUUCGGCAUACUUUUGCAAGGAUCGUCUUUGAUACUGUAUACCCUCUUAAUCUGAACUUAAACUAA